AUGGCCUUUGCUGAUCUACUGUUAGGAGGUUUUUGUCUUCCUGUGUUCAAUUACUUUAUCAUCAGCAGUGGUUAUCAGCUUUCGAUGACAAAUGAGAAUUGGAAGUCGAAUGUAGUCUAUAAUAUCCCUUACAGCAUUUCAUUAGGGGUUUCACUGACAUCUGCAGCUUUCAUAUCAUGUGAGAGGUUUUACGCCAUAUAUUGGCCAUUCAGGCACCGAAGAGUAACAGUUCGAACAUACCACAUUUUCAUUUUUAUUUCGUGGACGCUAAAUGUCCCAAUGAAUGCUAUUGGCUACGUUUAUUUAAAAUCAAACAACGAUUUCAUCAGGUAUGUCAAUACAUCAUGCAUUUUUGCUGUAACAUGCAUCAUCUGUGGAUGCAAUAUCGCAAUUUGGAGAAAAUUUCAACACGGAGACGUCAUUUCACAACAGAAAAACAGAGACGUGCAGAAUGUGCGUUUGACAAAAACUUUAGUGUUUGCUUCCAUACUUAACUUGCUUUGCUGGAUCCCUUUAGUUACGGUGUAUGGUAUCGACCAUGAAAGUGUUUCAAUACCGACCAGAUGGUUCGUUAUUACUGUUGCUCUCAAUAGUUGCAACGCAUUUAUAAACCCUUUACUAUAUGCAGUGAGAGUUCCCGAGUUUCGAAAAGCGUUGGCGCUGAGCUGUGUCAGAAAGCGCAAAAAAAUGAACCCAGAAAAUAUUAAAACCGGAGAAAAUCCUGCAAUUGUUUUGUCACGAGAGACACACUUAAGGGCUUGUCAGAGUGAGUCCAAUACCAAUGCACUUAAGUUUCAUAAAAACUUUAUGGAAACCAAACUGUAG
This is a messenger RNA of Pocillopora meandrina, 825 nucleotides long. The record is from the annotation of a GenBank genome assembly. NCBI's taxonomy places the organism in Eukaryota, Metazoa, Cnidaria, Anthozoa, Scleractinia, Pocilloporidae.